This is a messenger RNA of Homalodisca vitripennis (glassy-winged sharpshooter), 5121 nucleotides long. RefSeq lists its product as uncharacterized. The record is from RefSeq and is a predicted model, not a curated record. The transcript is spliced from 27 exons. The coding region runs from base 99 to 4271 and encodes 1390 amino acids. NCBI's taxonomy places the organism in Eukaryota, Metazoa, Arthropoda, Insecta, Hemiptera, Cicadellidae.
AUUCAUAAUUGUCAUUUUGAAUACUGCAAUAAGAACAGAAUAAGUGAACAAAACUGAGCAACUAAAACUUUCAACAGAAUAAUUUUUACCAGUAAGCCAUGGAGGGCGACAAGUACAAUUCUUCUGCAUUCUCAGUACCGGGUAUGAUACAGGAUCUGACUUUGUUGAGCACUCCACUGCCACAGGCCACGUCAACAGCAACCAAAAAAUCCUCUACCGUGUAUGGUGAACCCUUGAUGGAAAAACAUGAGGAAGCUAACUACGAUUCAUUGAGAGACAUAAACCUAGACUGCAGUUUGCUUCCACCACAGCCUGAUGCGACUACAAACAGCAUUAGAAAUAACAACCAGCAAGCUCAUAUGUUGGACAGUACUUUCCAAAAAAUGAACCAAUUACAAGAGCAAUUUUCCAAAGAAAUGGCAGACUUUGUAGCAGCUCAGAAGUUAAAUACAUUGAAAAACCUUCCCGUAUCUUCGUAUAACAAGAAUUAUGAUAAUCAACCUGGACAGUUUGACAUAAAUCAUCAAAAUAAGGCUUUAAAUGAUGGUGCUUUUAGUGCUCCGUCCAGUUCUACAGUAGCAAAUGCUCCAGAUGACCAAAAUAAUGGUUAUGCCAAUGGCAACGGAAAAAGUGAAUAUGUUACUAAAGACUUUCAGUUCCUGGUACCAUCACUCCCUUUAAAAACGUCUAGCAGAAAUAACUUGGACAAAAAAUUGAAGAGGGAUUCUGUGGGAAUGAGUACAAAUAUACCAAAAUAUAAAGACAUGGGUGGAAUGAUACCCACCUCCGGAGGUCAUAAGACGGAUGCUUCAAGCUCAAAAAUGGAUUAUUUGUCUGACUUGCCUGAAAAGCUGUCCGAGAUUUCAAAGGGAUAUGGAAGGCCGGAUGUUGAAAGUGACAGAAUCAGUGUGUCCAGUUCAAAUUCAUCUCUUGGGAUAUUGCCACCUGACGCCUUAGAAGGGAUGGAUGACAACCCUCUCACUGAUAUCAGCUUCCAGGACAAGUUGGAUCUCAGUCAGCGAUUGGCUGAACAACUCAAUCUGGACACCAGCAACAUAAAGGGGAUGAGCCUAGAUAUCAGUCAGCUGGCAGGUGCCAGCCUGAGGCAAGCUCUCUCUGGACGAGGAGUAGAAGACAAGGAGAAUCGAAGGGUGAGCAGCUUGUCUGCCCAAGGUUACUCAUCUGACAGCUCUUCGGAUCAGAGCCACAACAACACGGCCCGGGAGUUUACCCGUCUCUCCAGUGGAUCGGAAGUUCCAGACAAAGAAAACUUUUCGUUUACGAAGAAAUUACCUUUAAGCGAAAGAAAUUCUUUGUCCUCAAGAGACUCUUUUACCUCCAAACUAACAAAGAGUUCCAGGUUGAGUGUAUCCUCUACCUCUAAUCCGUGGGGUGACAUGAGCAAGGUGAGCAUAGCAAGUGAUAUGUUUGACACGGAGGAGGAUGCGGAGACCAGACUGCGCAAGGACGAGGCUGCAUGGCGUGGAGAGUUGGGACGUGACAGUAUCCGCUCUCUAUCAGGCAUCUAUGGUGAUGGUGAUAUCUCCAUAAGAACUCAGGGAGAGAAAUUGUCCAUCAGCAGUUUUCUGCGGAGUGGGAGUGGGCCACUCGGCUGUUUGGAGAAGGCUGAAGAUGCGCAACGUCCCACCUUCGGUUUGCCAGUGGUCAGUCCCCAGAAGAAGCCUAAGGCCCGUCCAAUCCUGCCUCCUCCAGAAGACAAGCUGACUUUUUGUGUGGAUCAAGUUCCAACCAAGGACACAACAGUAGAAGUGGAGAAAGAUCCGUGGAAUGUGGAGUCACUGGUGGAACAGUUCUCUAUGGUACAUGGAGACAGGGAGAGUGAUGUGUCUGUACCCAGUCUGUCAUGUAUUGGCGAACUGCUAUCGGAGAUGAAAGAAGGACUCACUCCGAAGGACAUCAUGGACAGACUUAUGAAUGCUUCAAAAAAGGUAUCAAGCAAAACCAGGAACAACAAAAGUCAAUUGUUAACAAGUUCAGUUAUUAACCUGGAUAGUACUUCACUGUCUCAUUGCGGUGAUCACCAGAAGUUGAAAACUAUUCCCUCAUUCGUUGAUGGAGAGAAAAGUUUCUGCCGAGGGUAUGAGUCGGACCGCAGCACUCGCUACAGUUCCAGCUUCUGUUCCCGUCUGUCCCUGGAUGAGGGUCCCCCGGCCAUGGCUCUCCGUAAUGGACCUGUCCCCAAUGUAGAAACCAUCACUAUAAAUGACAGUGUUGACCCAUCAGUCUGCAACAUUACUGACUUCGGUGGUGAAGAAGAAGAAGCAUAUGUUUGUGUGCUGACACCUGAAUCUAUGGACUUUGACAUUUUCAAUGACUUCAACAGGGAACAGCAUUAUACCAUCAAUAAGGCCUGCUAUGUGGAUGGCCAGAGGCGGGACGCUGCUGCCCUGAUACACAUACCUGUCAGUAGGAUGACAUUACAACCAGGGGAGAAGAGGGUUGUCUCUGUAACAGUUGCAGCUCUGAUCGGAGAAACGAUUAAGAUCAAGGUGGAAGUGACGAGAUUUGAUCCGGUGACUCAGGAGAGGGAGGUUAACAAUGUGUUUGGCAAAAUUGUGGCAGAGAUUCCUAAGAUCUCUUUGUUGCACCCUCUGUCUGUGGACAUGAAACCAGUGGCGGAUGAGAGGCUUAAGUACCAAGGAAUGAUGGUGUUACGGAACAAUGGACGUUCUGUUGUACCGGUCAAAUUGUCUCUAGUCCAGUUAAGUCACCUGGAAGUGGACAUGUUCUUCUUGGACCGUGAGAAAACCACAAGUGUGACAUACAGACUGGAGCCUGGUCAGACACUUAAGCAGGUGAUCAACUGUCUGACACCUCCUAUCUUCGAGUGUUCCAGAACCACAGGCCAGACAUUGGUGAAUGCGCAGGUGCAGGUAACACUGGCAACAUCUGCACAAGUUCAGCUACCGCCAAUAACUGCCACCACUUUCACCGCAAGGCUCUCCCCAAACUUCUUCUGUGUUCCUGCCAGUCUCACAAUGACCGCGGACAGUCCACUCCCUUGCCAGGUGUACAACAGUGGAACUCAGGUGUACAGUUUCCAAGCUACUGCGACCUCUGGCUUCACUGUACAACCAUGUAUAUUUACUGCACAGCCACAACAAACUGUCACCCUCAUGAUUACCUUCCUGGGUAGAACCUUCAAAAAAGGAAUUUUGACACUUAAUGCAAGUGAACUGCAGUCUAAAUCUUCAGGGAAGUUUUACACAAUACAGCUGCAGGGGACUGGUAGUUGCAGUACUUCAAGCAGUGUGUCAGGAACACCCCAGAACUCACGGCCUACGUCACCGAUUUCUCCUUGCAACUCCAUUGCAGAAGGAGGACUACAGCUAGCCUGCACACACAAACAGCUAGUGUGGGGUGGCUGUCACUUACAGCAGAGAGUGGUCAAGUCUUGCUCCCUCAAGAACCUCAACUCUCAACGUGAGAAGUUGAGGCUCAGCCUCAGCGAUCCUCACAAUUGCUUUAAGAUAUUGACAGAGAAGAAGACUGUGGAGUGCGAGAUGCUGGUGAGUCUGCAGCCCAUGGAGAACUGUCAGGUUUCUGUGGUGAUGCUGGCCGCCAAUCCAGGACCCAAGUGGGGACACCUCACCAUCUCCAGGUUCAACCAACCCCAGGACAAGAAAGUGUUGCUGCUAUACGGGUUUGGUGGCAAGGCCCAUGUCAACAUAGAGGGCGUGAUGACCGACCCUGAGCAACACAUGUGGCUGUACUUGGACCCUGACACUCUCUGUAGCACCUUUGUUCUCACCAACACGGGCGAUUAUACUGCUUUCUUCAAGAUUUCUGAAGGCAUGACAGCCACCACUGUUGGAGGCGGACUCUCAGUGUCUCCUCCUGAGCAGAUCCUAGAGUCUGGACAUUCUGUGUCUGUGGACAUCAACCUCUCUGUCACUCCUGAUCGCCUAGAGUAUUUGCUUGCCAAGUCAUCGCAGAAGGCAAUCUGUAUCACCAGACUGACAGUGACCAGUGGAGAUGAGAGCACACGCCAACGUCUUGGUAGACUGAGCAGGGUCCAGCCGAAGUUGGCAGAGAAACUGUCUCAGCUCAACCAGUUGUCGUCCACGUCUAUCCCUGACCUCGACCAGCUGGGAGAUCCCUAUGCUUGUGCAGAGAGUCUCUGGCUGGAAGAUAUCUGUGAGUGGACUAUUGGUGUACUGGUCGAGCGUUCAGCUCUCGAAGCACUGCGGCUAGACACCUCCAUCAAGUUUGUGGACUUGGCAACCACUGUGCUCCAUGGAUGGAGUUGAGCCUCAUGUAUGUCAACAGUAAACAAUUAACAAGAGAGAGAUGAGAAAAUAUUAUAACAAAUCACCAUAAAUCCUUAUUAACUACAGUACUUAAUAUGUUCAUAUGUGUUCCUGUUUUAGCAGAUUUAAUGUAUCAUUAAUUUGAUUUUUCUCUUAUAUAUGUAUUUCUUCUUUGUAUAAUGUGAAGUAUGUAUUUAUUUAUUAAUUUAUUAUUGGGUAUAAAAUACCUUUUUAAUGCUGUUAAUGUUAAUUGUUACUUAUUUUACUUCAAUUUAUUAUAAGUCAUCUUUUUAAUAGCACGUGUCUUAUAUAAUUUUUAUUCUAUUAUUCUUGUAAGGUGCCAAAUUUAAUUUGAUUUUAUACUUUGGUAGUCAUAAUAUCAGUAACUGAGUAAAAAUUCAAAAUUUAGUCUAUUCUAUUUUAAGUUUACAAAAUAAAUGUAUUAUCAAUCUUAAAUUAUAAAUUUGUAUUAUAUUUAGCACAUGCUAUUUAGGUGUUGACUAAACUCUGCACUCAAACACUUCAAAUAUGUUGUGACUUCUGUUUUAUAAUGUAUGACAAAAAUAGAAAAAUAAUUAUUCACAUUCUUAUGUCUAUAGUGAUUUGAAAUAAAAUAGGUAGUAGAUAAUCAUGUCAAUUAUAUUAUAAAUAAGGUUUAAAAUUUUUAUAACCUGUACGGACAUUAUUUACUAACAUGUAACAUCAUAAUUUUAUAUUAACUUGUUAAGGGUACUCACUAAUACAAUUUCCUAUAAGUUAUUUUUUUUUACUUUUAAGAAUGCUUUAACAUUUGUAUAAUUUUUGUAAAUUUUGUUAUAUUGAUAAUAAAAAAAUGAUGUUUAAUCAUGUA